CAACCGCCUUUCCAACAGGGUGAGGCCCCAGGUGCUGGUGGGCAAGCUGGGCGGCUGCGCCGCUUCCCACUGGUGAGCAGAAGACCCCGCCCCAGCUGCCGUUGGCUGCCCUCUCCAAUGAGGCCCAGCCAGUCCCUGCUCCCCACUGUGGGGACACUGUUCUGGCCCACUACUGCACCCCACCUGAGAGUUCUUGGGGCCCAGCGAGUUGUGCUGGGCCAGCAAAGUCCAAACUCAGGUCACCUUGCCUCCCACUCCUCCAGCAGCCCCAGCAUUGUGCUGCAAAAGCAAUUAUCUGGAUCAUCUUUAUGGGGCUUAAGCCUGGGUGGGAGCAGAUGGGGCAUGAGCUGGGGAUUUGGGGCCGGGUAUCCACUCCCCCCACAUCCCAGUCUUUUAAAAAGCCUUCUCUGGCACGGGGCCGGGGCAGAGGCCAGCAGAGAACUGGACGGGGCCCAGGGGAGGGGAGCAGGGACAAUGAUGGACCAGGAAGAGAAAGAGGAUGGGGGUUUGGCCCCCUGUGUCAAGGUAAGCAAGGCCUGCCCCCCCCCACCCCCAACUCAAGGGCCCCUGAAUGACAAGACUAAUUAGUUUGUAGGGCACCUAAUUAGCGAGCGAGUCUCCUGGGACCCCUGACCCAGUUGUUGCCCAAGGAGGUGCUGGUGGGCAGGAGGGUCCGAGGGCCUGAGCGUACGCCAAGGCAGAGGUCAGGGCUCUCAGAACUGACCCUUGUGAGGUGGGGGAUGAUGGGAUUUAGGGGCGGCCCCUGGACUGUUUCCCUGGCUUGUGUCCCAGCCCCCAGGCCACCCUCCAGUCAGGCCCCAAUCUAGGACGGCGGGAUGUUAGCCCAGCAGCUCUCCCUUGAGGCAGCACCACGUGAAAUGGCACUGCUGGCCGGGCCCCUGGGGUGGGGGCCGAGACUGAGGAGACUCAUGUCUCAUUCGGAGAAGCUCUGCCAAGCAGCACGGCAGCGGGGACUAUGGCGGGCUCCCCAGACCAGGAGGGCUUCUUCAAUCUUCUGAGCCACGUGCAGGGUGACCGGAUGGAGGAACAGCGCUGCUCGCUGCAGGCAGGGCCAAGCCAGACCUCCGAGAGCCAGAGCGGCCCCCCACCUGAGAUGGACAGUCUCAUGGACAUGCUAGCCAGUACCCAGGGCCGUCGUAUGGAUGACCAGCGCGUGACAGUCAGCGCCCUGCCUGGUUUCCAGCCCGUGGGCCCCAAGGACGGAGUGCAGAAACGAGCGGGGACCCUCAGCCCCCAGCCCCUCCUCACCCCUCAGGACCCGUCUGCUCUCAGCUUCCGUCGGAACAGCAGCCCCCAACCCCAGACACAAGCCCCCUGAGGGCCUGAAUCGUCCUGGGCCCCACUCGGCCCCCGAAAGCAGACAAUAAAACACUUCCAUGGACAACGAGGAA
This is a messenger RNA of Equus caballus (horse), 1412 nucleotides long. It is a transcript of the gene PCP2, whose product is annotated as Purkinje cell protein 2. NCBI's taxonomy places the organism in Eukaryota, Metazoa, Chordata, Mammalia, Perissodactyla, Equidae. Gene Ontology annotation, molecular function: guanyl-nucleotide exchange factor activity; protein binding. The record is from RefSeq and is a predicted model, not a curated record.